This is a messenger RNA of Sphenostylis stenocarpa, 1221 nucleotides long. The record is from the annotation of a GenBank genome assembly. Lineage: Eukaryota; Viridiplantae; Streptophyta; Magnoliopsida; Fabales; Fabaceae.
AUGGCUUGUUCACCUUCUUUGCACAUGGCAAUUCUCCCAUGGUUUGCAACGAGACAUAUCUCAUCAUUUCUUCAACUCUCCAACAACCUUGCCGAAAGAGGACACUCAAUCUCUCUCUUCAUCCCAAAACACACACAUGCAAUCUUCCAACACCUCAAUCAACACCCUAGUCUCAUCUCCCUUAUCCCAAUCUGUGUUCCUCACAAUGAUCAUCAUGGCCUUCCCCAUGUUGCUGAAGCCACAUCAGAAGUUCCUUCUUCCACUGUCUCACUUUUGAUGACUCCAAUGGUCCUAUAUGAGAAGGACAUUGAAGUUCACCUCCUUGAGCUAAAACCAAACAUUGUGCUCUUUGAUCAUGCGUAUUGGGUGCCAAAACCACGUUUAACUCGGUGCUUAGGCAUUAAGUCUUUAGUUUAUUAUGUUAUAAGCCCUUCAUCAUUGACUUGUGAAUUAUCAUAUUUAUACCCUUCAGGGAUAUCUGAAGGGUACUACUGCAACAUAACUGAACACCAUCACCUCUUGCACGAACCAAAACUCCUUGCUGGAUCAGGAAGAGUUGAUCAUGGUAAAGGCAUUGUUUGCAUUGAACGUUGUACUAAUAGUACUCUAACUCAAUCUUAUGCAACCGGACUCAAAGGUUGUAGAGUGAUUGAAGGAGCUUAUGUUGAUUAUCAUAGGAGGCAUGUGUCGCUUCAAGAACAUGUUAUUAUCCCAAAGGAAACAACAUGCCAUUCUGAGAAAAAUUGGGCUAACUGGCUUGGAAAUUUUGGAACUGGCUCUGUGGCUUAUUGUUCAAUUGGUAGUGAGUGCACUUUAAAACCAUGUCAGUUUCAGGAACUGCUAUUGGGGCUUGAACUAUCAGGCAUGCCUUUUGUGGCAUCACUUAGACCCCCUAAGGGUUUUGAGUGUGUGGAAUCAGCACUUCCAAAAGGUUUUAAAGAGAGAGUUCAAGGAAGAGGGGUUGUGAGUGGUGGAUCUGUUCCUCACCAGUUCAUUUUGGAGCACCCUUCUGUGGGGUGCUUUGUUACCGUUUGUGGGUACUCAGGGUCUUUGUCUGAGGCACUGGUGAACAAGUGUCAGCUGGUAUUGUUGCCAAAUCAUGGUGAAGGGGUGUUCAAUGCAAGGGUCAUAGGAAACACCUUGAAGGUUGGAGUGGAAGUCGAGAAGUUGAAGACCAUUAAGAUGGUUUGUUUACCAAAGAAAGUGUGUGCAAAACUCUGA